This is a messenger RNA of Tarenaya hassleriana, 1468 nucleotides long. Its product is annotated as tobamovirus multiplication protein 1. The coding region runs from base 239 to 1132 and encodes 297 amino acids. Lineage: Eukaryota; Viridiplantae; Streptophyta; Magnoliopsida; Brassicales; Cleomaceae. The record is from RefSeq and is a predicted model, not a curated record. The transcript is spliced from 11 exons. Gene Ontology annotation, cellular component: plant-type vacuole membrane.
UGCGAGCGACGACGAGGCACACGAGUUGCAUCAUCGCACCGUUGGAUCUCCGCCAUCAUCAGACCUUGGGUUGGUUCCAGAGUCAAACGCCAUCCUUUUUCUCGGCCUCUCCGAUUCGGAAGGGAUAUUUGGGUAUCUGGAUUGAGCUGUUCCUCAGCUCGGCGGAUUUUGGAUUUUUCUGGCUCUCUUAUUUUCCCGAUAAAAUUUAUUCAUCCGCCUGAGGGAAGUAUAUCCGAUAAUGGGGAGGAUGGCGGCGGAGGACUUGGUGAUACCGACGGAUAUGGCGGGGGGGGGGGGGGGGACUACGGUGGCGACUGCAAGUUGGUGGGACGAGGUUAACGAGUCAACUACUUGGCAGGACGGGAUCUUCUUCACUCUCUGCGGUGCUUAUGCUCUAGUUUCCGCUAUCGCUCUUAUCCAAUUGGUAAGGAUCCAAACGAGAGUGCCUGAAUAUGGUUGGACCACUCAGAAGGUCUUUCACCUUAUGAACUUUGUCGUCAAUGGAGUUCGUGCAGUUUUGUUCGGAUUUCACAAACAAGUAUUUCUUUUGCAUCCCAAGGCACUUAGUUUGGUUCUGUUGGAUCUUCCUGGUCUCCUCUUUUUCUCGGCUUACACGCUGCUUGUACUGUUCUGGGCAGAGAUAUAUCACCAGGCAAGAAGCUUACCAACAGAUAAGCUGCGGAUAUCUUAUAUUUCAGUGAAUGUGGUUAUAUACUUGGGGCAGGUUGGUAUCUGGGCUUACCUCUGGGUAGAUGAUAACAGUCUUGUGGAGUUAAUAGGAAAGAUAUUCGUUGCAGCUGUCUCGUUCAUUGCCGCGUUAGGUUUCUUGCUCUAUGGAGGAAGAUUGUUUUUCAUGCUGAGAAGGUUCCCUAUUGAAUCAAAAGGAAGAAGGAAGAAACUCCAUGAGGUUGGAUCCGUCACAGCCAUAUGCUUCACCUGCUUUCUUAUAAGAUGCAUUGUGGUGGCUGUAUCGGCGUUUGACAUGGAUUUAUCACUAGACGUUUUGGACCAUCCGGUCCUGAACUUGAUCUACUACAUGGUGGUGGAGGUACUACCAUCGGCGCUCGUCCUUUUCAUACUGCGUAAGCUGCCUUCCAAGAGAGUGUCUGCUCAAUACCACCCCAUCCAGUAGAGAGCCCGAAAGUUGCCUCCUUUUUCUUUUUCUUCUGCUAGAGAAAUUGCCUUUGUGUUCUGUGAGUCCCCCAGUGUGCUAUUUAUCAAUACACCUCAUAAAAAAAAAGAAGAAAAGAAAGCGUCGUCCUGUCGAGUGUGCCACUGGCUUGUGAAAACGGGAAAAAAAAGAAGAUCAUUCUUCCAAUGGGCUGGCUUUGAGUGUUUUUCCAACUUUAGCCGAUCUAUUUUACGUGUUUUUUUUAGUAUUUGCAUGAAAAAAUUAUCCUCUGUAUAUGCCUGACUCGAUUUAUGUUAUUUUCGGUAUGCAUUUUAAUCAGGUUAGUUAGUGUAUCAA